CCUUUCACUAUCUUUAAUCACAACCAAAUCUUCCGCGCAUGUCGUUUGAGCGGCAUCAACCCAAUGAGCGAUGGAACAGAUUAGAGCGCAUCAGACUUGACUUGGCGGCUUUGCGCGGAGCCUUCCCACCCCUGGCCAAACGCAAAGAUGAAGCACAUUCCAACAGCUUCCAGAACGGUCGGAACGGCCAGGGCAGUGACAGCAAUGAGGUGCACGAGCUAGAGCUGAGCAGGGAGGAGCGUCUGGAGAACAUUCAAAGAAAAUUGAGCACGGCUAGCACGGGUCGACGGCUUGUCAAUGGACAGGCUGAACUAUACUCAGCUACGUUGUAUGACAGCGAUGCUUCGGCUUCUCCCAUCGGCUUGGGUCAGGAAAGAGCCAGUGCUUGGUUCGAACAGUAUAACCCACAGGCCUUUGUGCAGUCUCAACGUUUCGAGUCUUGCUUGUAA
Cladocopium goreaui is the source of this 449-nucleotide messenger RNA. The record is from the annotation of a GenBank genome assembly. NCBI's taxonomy places the organism in Eukaryota, Dinophyceae, Suessiales, Symbiodiniaceae.